CAAAAUGGAGAUAGCAGUUAUCAGUGGAUUGAACAUUGGAACAAAUUUAAGGCAGAGUCAUACCUUAAUCAGCGGACAAGGACCGUUGACCUUCAGGGAUGUGGCCAUAGAUUUCUCUCAGGAGGAGUGGGAAUGCCUGGACCCAGCUCAGCGGAAAUUGUACCUGGAUGUGAUGUUGGAGAACUACAGCAACCUGGCCUCCCUGGCUAUCUUAUCAGAAGACAACCAGGCAUUUUUGCAAAAGCCAAAAAUAGGAGAUUUAUUCCCUAAAAUAAUACUGAAUACAUGCAAUGAAGAUAGAAGUUAUCAAUGCAAGGAGCAUUGGAAAAAUUUUAACCAAGGGUCAAAUUCUAAUAUACAUCAGAAUAUUCAGCUUCCAGAAAACCAUUAUAAAGGUGGAAAAGUUUUUAACCAAUUGUCAAAUCAAAAUAUACUUCAGUUUACUCGUACCGUGGCAAAAAUAAACAAACGAAAAUGUGACAAACCUUUGAAACAAUCUUCAAAUCAUACUGAACGAGAUAACAUUCAUACCAGGGAGAAACCUUGCAAAUUUAAUCCGUGUACGAGACUCUUCAGUCAAAUACUCAAUCUAAAUAAACUUAAGAAAAUCCGUACUGGAGAAAAACAUUAUAAAUGUAAAGAAUGUGGUAAAACAUUUAAUUUCCUUUCAAAUAUUCGUGAACAUGAGAGAAUUCAUACUGGAGAGAAGCCUUAUAAAUGUGGAGAGUGUGGCAAAGCCUUCAGGAGGUCCUCGAAGUGUCGUCGUCAUCAGAGUAUUCAUACCGGAGAGAAGCCUUAUAAAUGUAGAGAAUGUGGUAAAGCCUUCAGUGAGUCCUCAAUCCUUAAUCAACAUCAGAGAGUUCAUACUGGAGAAAAGCCUUAUAAAUGUAAAGAGUGUGGCAAAGCCUUCAGUGCAGCAUCAAGUUUUGCUUAUCAUCAGAGAGUGCAUACUGGAGAGAAGCCAUAUAAAUGUAGAGAAUGUGGCAAAGCCUUCAGUAUGGCAUCAACACUUACUAUUCAUCAGAGAGUGCAUACUGGAGAGAAGCCCUAUAAAUGUAGAGAAUGUGGUAAAGCCUUCAGUACAGCAUCAAACUUUGCUUAUCAUCAGAGAGUGCACACUGGAGAGAAGCCCUAUAGAUGUGGAGAAUGUGGCAAAGCCUUCAGUGCUGCAUCAACACUUACUUUUCAUCAGAGAGUGCAUACUGGAGAGAAGCCUUAUAAAUGUAGUGAAUGUGGCAAAGUCUUCAGUGACUCCUCAAACCUUAAUCGACAUCAGAAACUUCAUACUGGAGAGAAGCCUUAUAAAUGUAGAGAAUGUGGCAAAGCCUUCAGUAGGUCCUCAAUCCUUACUGUACAUCAGAGAGUUCAUACUGGAGAGAAGCCUUAUAAAUGUAGAGAGUGUGGCAAAGCCUUUACCAGAUCCUCAUCCCUUACUUAUCAUCAAAGAGUUCAUACUGGAGAGAAGCCUUAUAAAUGUGCAGAAUGUGGCAAAGCCUUUAGGAGAUCCUCAAUAUGUAUUCUUCAUCAAAGUAGUCACACUGGAGAGAAGCCUUAUAAAUGUAGUGAAUGUGGCAAGGCCUUCUGUAACUCUUCAAACCUUAAACGACAUCAGAAACUUCAUACUGGAGAGAAGCCUUUUAAAUGUAGAGAAUGUGGCAAAGCCUUCAUUGUGGUUACAGACCUUACUUAUCAUCAGAGAGUUCAUACUGGAGAGAAGCCUUUUAAAUGUAGAGAAUGUGGCAAAGCUUUCAGCAGGUCCUCAGCCCUUACUGUACAUCAGAGAGUUCAUACUGGAGAGAAGCCUUAUGAAUGUAGAGAGUGUGGCAAAGCCUUUAGUAAAUCCUCAAACCUUAGUAAUCAUCAGAGAGUUCAUACUGGAGAGAAACUUGAUAAAUGUAGAGAAUGUGGCAAAGCCUUUAACCAGUGUUCCUGCCCCAUUGUACAGCAAAGAGUUCAUAACUCCUUGCAGUUACAAGGAGUGCCAUUAUUACUUUACCAGCAGUGAGAACUUACUCAGCACCAUAAAAUUCAUACUGUGAUGAAGCCUGAUGAAUGUGAAAAAUGUCGAAAAGCCUUUAAAGAUAUUCGUGAUUUACUGUAUAUGAGAGACUUUAUAGUGGAGAGAAACUUUACAGAUGUAAGGAGUGUGGGAAAUCUUUUCCUUGUCAGUGCGAUCUUAUUGAACAUCAGAUAAUUCAUUGUGAAGAGAAGCCUUACAAAUGUGAAUAAUUAGGAACAUUUUUAAAUGACCAUUGGUGUCUUUCUCAACACAAAAAAACUCAUAUUGGAGAGAAGACCUAAAAAUAUAGUGAGUUUGUCAAAGCCUUUAAUCAGGAGUGGGGUCUCACUCAACAAAAAUAUAUUAUGGAGUGAAACAUUACCAAAGGAGAAUGUGGCGGAGCUUUUAACCUGUACUCAAACAUACUCGUAAUUGGAGGGAAUGAGUCUAAAUAGAAACAGUAAAAAUAUAAAUAAUUUGCCCAAAGAUUUAACCAAUGUUCUAAUUUCAUUGAGCAUGAUCAAAUUAAGCCUUAUAAAUUGUAAUACUUGUGCCAAAGUUUAUAUUCUCAUUUAUAUGUUAUUCAACAUCUAUUAUUGCUGGAGUUAAGCCCAGGAAAUAUAAAGAAUGUGGCAAAACAAAGUUUCACUCGGUACAUGAACCGUAUUUGACAUCAGAAUUCAUACUCAAGAGAAACAGUGAAAAUGUAAACAAUGUCCAAAAGCCUUUAUUCCACAUUCAUAAUUUAUUCCUCACAUUGAAAUUCCUAGCAGAGGGAAACCCUAAAACCAAAGAAUGUGGGAAAUCUUAUAGCUGGACCUGCAGUCUCAGUCAAUAUCAGGAAUUGCAAUAUGGACUUAAUUCUAAGUUCAUGAUAUAGGAGGCAAAGCUUUUGUUAAAAAGAUAUGCUUCUCAAAAGCCUAAAAAAUUUUCCAAAGUAUGUAUUUGAAAUUAAAUUUUCAAAUAUCACAGAAUUCACACUAGAUGAAUAGUUGAUACUUUUUAGGUAUUACUCUAAAUGAGAAUACUCAUAGAGAAUAAUCCAAUGUUUAAAUGAACAUGUCAUUUUUAAUAUGUUUGAAUAUAUUAAAAGAAGCAAUGUUUCCAUAAGUAUAAUUAUUUAGUGUUGUCCAUUUUUUAUUGACAUUACUUGAGACAUAUUGAAAAGGCAGUAUUAAUGUGAUUCUGCUCCCAUAUCACUGAUGCUACCAUGUUUAUUCCUGGUGUAUGUAUGAAAUCCUGGGGUUGUUACUGCCUUAAAGACCUGUGAACUCUUGUAUAGUGCAUGCAUUUCGCUGACAUAUACUUUUCCAUGGAAUAUUGCAUUUAUUGUAAGGCACACUGCUUGAAGACCAUCUAAACGGAGAUUGUGGUUGACUUAGAAUGUUGUUUUAUGUCAUCAUGAAGGGCAUUAUACAUUUUGACUAAAUUUACC
Myotis myotis is the source of this 3434-nucleotide messenger RNA. RefSeq names its product zinc finger protein 345-like. NCBI's taxonomy places the organism in Eukaryota, Metazoa, Chordata, Mammalia, Chiroptera, Vespertilionidae. The transcript is spliced from 4 exons. Gene Ontology annotation, biological process: regulation of DNA-templated transcription. Bases 5 to 2005 code for a protein of 666 amino acids. The record is from RefSeq and is a predicted model, not a curated record.